Molecule: messenger RNA, 1803 nt
Organism: Fomitiporia mediterranea MF3/22
Lineage: Eukaryota; Fungi; Basidiomycota; Agaricomycetes; Hymenochaetales; Hymenochaetaceae
Product: pyruvate decarboxylase
Exons: 11
Coding region: 1-1803 (600 amino acids)
Molecular function (GO): magnesium ion binding; carboxy-lyase activity; thiamine pyrophosphate binding
Source: RefSeq, a predicted model, not a curated record
AUGUCUACUGAAGAAGUCACCCGCCUCAAGCAGGAGGUUAGCUCUCUCCAGCAGGCUGUUCAAGGCAGCAACGCCGGUGAGCCUAUCUAUGUCGGGGAUUAUCUCCUUGCUAGGCUGGAGCAACUCGGAGUUACCCAAAUGUUCGGAGUUCCUGGAGACUUCAACCUUGGCUUCCUUGACCUAGUCGAAGAUAACAAAAAUAUAGAAUGGGUUGGCAAUUGCAAUGAACUCAACGCCGCGUACGCUGCGGAUGGUUAUGCUCGCGUCAAAUGGAGGAGUAUCGGUGUGCUUCUUACCACGUUCGGCGUUGGAGAGUUGAGUGCAAUUAAUGGACUUGCUGGAGCCUUCUCCGAACAUGUCCCAGUCCUACACAUUGUCGGUGUGCCAAGCACGACCCAAAUGAAGACGAAGCCUAUGCUUCAUCACACGCUCGGCGAUGGUCGUUUUGAUGCGUACGAGAAAGCCGCACAACAAUUCACCAUCGCACAAGCACAUCCUCUUUCUAAGGAUACUAUUGCGGCAGAAAUCGAUCGUGUCCUUUCCGCCUGCGUUACCACUGCGCGUCCUGUGUACCUUACCUUACCAACGGACCUUGUAUAUGCAAAGAUUCCAUCCGGCCGUUUACUUACUCCUCUCCCGACUUCUCCAUCCCCGAACGACCCUGAUGUGGAAAAGUUUGUGCUGACCGAAAUUCUCAACUUAAUUAAGGAGGCAGAGGGAGAGGUGGUUAUCCUGGUUGACGCUUGUGCGAUUAGGCAUCAUGUUAUGGAGGAAACGCGCGAGCUUGUCCGAAGAACAGGCUUCCCUGUUUAUUCUGCGCCAAUGGGCAAGGGAGUGGUAACUGAGAGCGACGAGCGUUAUGGAGGGAUUUAUGUUGGUACCCUCACUCGUGAAGAUAUUAAGGAGAAAGUAGAGAGCGCAAAGCUGAUUAUCUCUAUUGGUUCGCUCAAGAGCGAUUUCAAUACUGGAAAUUUCACAUAUAGCAUUCCGACGUCUCGGACCAUCGAGCUUCACUCCGACCACACGCGCGUUCGCUAUGCGUACUAUCCUAACAUUGUUAUGAAACACCUCCUCCCAGCACUCACUGCUCGUCUUGAGCCCUUUGCACCAAAAGCCUCCAAGCUACCCGUCGCAGAUAACAGUGCCCCUGUUCCAGAAGACACUUCGCCCAUUAUUACACAUGAUUGGUUCUGGCCCCGUAUGGGCAAGUUCUUCCGUCCCAAGGAUGUCAUUGUCGCAGAGACAGGAACGUCUUCAUUUGGGAUUUUGGAUGUACCAUUGCCGCAGGAUGCGACGUUCGUGAGCCAAAUUCUCUGGGGAUCUAUUGGUUGGACGGUUGGAAGCACCCUCGGUGCUGCAUUUGCAGCGAGGGACUUGGGACUCAAUCGGACUAUUCUUUUCAUUGGAGAUGGUAGUUUGCAAUUGACAGUCCAAGAGAUAUCGACUAUGAUCCAUAGGGGCUUGAAGCCUAUCCUCUUCGUGCUCAAUAACUCGGGAUAUACUAUUGAACGUCACCUUCACGGAAGGGAGAGGAAAUAUAACGACAUAGCCAAUUGGAAGUGGACUGAGCUACUCUCGGUCUUCCAAGGCAGCACCUCUUCGCCGACUGGUAAAUCGUACACCGUGAACACAAAAGAAGAGCUCUCGGCACUUCUGGACAACCAGGAUUUCGCCUCGGCGAAGGAGAUCCAGCUCGUCGAGAUUAUGAUGGAUAAGUUCGACGCGCCACGCGCUUUGAGAAAGCAGGCUGAGUUGAGCGGGAAGACGAACAGCUAUGUCCCUGUUAGUGUUGGUACGAAGUGA